AUGGCCGAAGCAAAAGUUAUUUUGGAACGACUGAACAGCGCCAAUUGGAUCAGCUGGAAGUUCCGGAUGGAGCUUCUAUUAGUGAAGGAGGGUUUGUGGAAAGUUGUUGGCGAACCGAAGCCGCAAGAUGUAACGGAAGCAUGGAUCGAGAAGGAUGCUUCAGCUCGAGCAACAAUUGGGCUAGCCCUUGACGACAGUCAACUGUGCCACGUUAUUAGUGCAGCUACAGCAAAUGAAAUGUGGUCGAUGCUGAAAGGAUACCAUGAACGAGGAUCCUUGUGUAACAAAGUUCAUGUGUUGCGUCAGCUUUGUUCAUUGCGUUUAACGGAAGGAGGUAAUAUGGCGAACCAUUUGGCAGAAGUGUCUGGAUUGGUGCAGAAGCUCGUCGGAAUGGGUGAAAAGCUUGGCGAACAUUGGAUUGUGGCAAUACUACUCUCAAGCCUACCUGAGUCAUACAAUCCGUUGAUUACGGCUCUGGAAGGACACCCGGAGGCGGAUUUGAAAAUGGAGUACGUUAAAGGGAAGUUGCUCGACGAAUGGCGUCGUAGAUGCGAGAAUGAGAAGGAGAAUGAAGAAAGAGCUCUAAGAGCAGAGCGAUCGGCGAACAUCGAUUAUCAUGCUGGAUUUGCGUCGCGAGUAUGCUACCAUUGCAAGGAAGAGGGGCAUAUCCGACGUCGCCCGCAGCCAUCGGUCAAGUGGCUCAUCAAUGGCACGCUGGUGGACGAACAGUACGAGCAUAAUUCUGGCGACGUGAUCGAAAAUCGGUUGCUGUGGCCAGCGAUUCAGCGGUCCGAUUUGAACUCGAUUUUCACCUGCCAGGCCACCAACACCGAUUUGGUGCAACCGAAGGAGAGCAACUACGUGCUGGAUUUAUACCUGAAACCAUUGAGUGUGAAGAUAAUAAACCCACCGACACCAUUAGUAGCCGACCGACGGUACGAGAUCACCUGCGAAAGUGUUGGUUCCAGGCCAAAUGCAGUCAUAACGUGGUACCGGGGAAAGCGACCGUUCAAGAAACCAAAGGACUCCGGUAUAAACUUCAACAAUACAACCCGUUCUGUGUUGAGCUUUGUACCAGUAACGGAAGACGAUGGAAAGCUUAUAACGUGCCGAGCAGAGAAUCCAAAUGUCACCGGUCUGUUCCAAGAAGACUCGUGGAAAAUUGAAGUCGUCUAUCCCCCGAUCGUCUCGCUGCGGCUCGGUUCGACACUGUCGGCGGACGACAUCAAGGAUGGUGACGAUGUUUACUUCGAGUGCCAGGUCACGGCGAACCCCCCAUGGAGGAAAUUACACUGGCUGCACGACGGUCUCAUGAUUACUCACAACGCUUCCGCACGGGUGAUUCGCUCGAACCAGAGUCUAGUCCUGCAAAAGGUAAACCGUAACUCGUCCGGAAAUUACUCGUGCAGCGCAAUCAAUGCCGAGGGAGAAACGGUCAGCAACCAGCUCGUGCUGCGGGUGAAGUAUGCCCCAGUUUGUGCCACCGAUAAAAUCAUCAUCGUGGGAGCGUUCCGCAGCGAACCGUUGCACAUUCCGUGCGAGGUGCAUGCCGAUCCGCCGCCGCGGCAAUUUUUCUGGAAGUUUAAUCACUCGGGCGAAACGCUUGACAUCAACAAGGAGCGGUUCGUGAAAAAUGGGUCACUGAGCAUCUUGAGCUAUACGCCCGUCUCGGAUCAGGACUACGGGACGCUGACGUGCUGGGGCCAGAACGAGGUUGGCAUACAGCAGUGGCCCUGCUUUUUCCAAGUGGUUCUCGCCGGAUUGCCAUCGACGGUGAAAAAUUGUUCGAUAAACAAUCAAACGCAGAGCUCGGUUGAAGUGCAGUGCUUAGCCGGGUACGAUGGCGGUUUACCGCAGAUUUUCAUGCUCGAGCUGAUAUCAAGUAGGAGCGGCAGGAUGAGGUACAACAUAACAAAUCCUGACGAACCCUACUUCGCGAUAGAAUCCCUGGAAUCGCUCAUUCACUACACCAAUCUGUACGACGAUCUCAGCGAUGACAACUCAUUCAAAGCCGUCAUCUACGCUGUCAAUCAGAAGGGAAGAAGCCAGGGAGUAGUUGUUAAGGAUUUCUAUUUCGAGAACACCAGCACAGAAAAUCGAGCCGUCCUAACGAGCACCUCACUGGACAGUAUCUCACCGAUCCUGUUGGGCGUUCUGUUUACCCUGCUGGUGCUGUGUGUCGUUAUUUUUGUGCGAAUAUACUACAUCAAAACGACAACCACCUCCACCAUCACGAGCGUUAGCAACGAUUUGGUUAGCAAUAGCAAACAGAACGGCACCAAGUCGGAAUCGGCAUCCAAGAAGAACUCCAAGCAGAGCCCCCGAUGGCAGCAUGGUGGUGGUGGCGGUGGCGCUGGCGGAAACAGCGGCGGUGGUGGACUGGGAGGAGCCGGCUGUACCAGUGGCCAUCAGCAUGGAGGGCUGGGCGCUGAUGGCAAAGGCAAGGAUGGAAAGCCAGACCCAACGGAGGAUGACAGAGGCGAUCCGGACGUGAUUCCAGCACAGUACGUGUCAAACGAUGGAGAGGAUUCCAGCUUCAAUUCGUCCAAAUGGCCCAACGGGAGCUAUUACGAUCCGUAUCCAAACCAUGAUAUACGACCGACCGAGUUACUGAUACCGCCGUCCGGUAUGGGCCACCUCGGAGGCAUCGCCGCCAUGCACGGGGGCAGCGCAACGUCCACGCCGGUGGUAAAUCAAUUACACCAGAAUAUUAAUCAGCCCACGGACCCCACGGCGACCCUCAAGCUGGGAGCGUACUAUUCAUCGGCGGCUCCGGGAACGGCCCCGAACGGUGGCCCAACGAUAGCACUGUACGGAAGCAGCCAUCACCACCAUCAUCCGUCAAGUGGGCUGAUGCCUAACGGGGGAGCACCCGGAACUGCUGGCCUCAUCGCAACCGCUGCCGGCGGCCCUCAAGGGGUCAAUCCGAACGAUUAUGAUAUCAAUGUACAUACAAUCAAAAAUAUGCUGAUGACUACCAGGGUGCCGGAGAGUUGCGUUUAGAUAGCAAACGAUUUUGGAUGCAUAAUAUUUGAAUAUGUUUGCUCUUUGCGGGGGAACUGCUAGCCCCUGGAAAUGUGUUUCGAAAGUAUGGGUACAAAUGGUGUGUUGUAGCAUGUUUGAUUGAAUAAAUAUAUCGAAUUAAAGCAAGAGUGGAUACUGCGAUGAAAUUCAGAAGAGUAGCAAGCAGGACUAUUGAAAGUUAUUUUUGUCAAAGACGAGAGAAAAUUGUUUUUCGGGUUGAACAUGUACAGUGAGCAAAAAAGAAUAAAUGUUUGUGAUAGGUCCUAAACAU
Molecule: messenger RNA, 3295 nt
Organism: Aedes albopictus (Asian tiger mosquito)
Lineage: Eukaryota; Metazoa; Arthropoda; Insecta; Diptera; Culicidae
Product: neural cell adhesion molecule 1
Exons: 13
Coding region: 1-3003 (1000 amino acids)
Source: RefSeq, a predicted model, not a curated record